Trichoderma harzianum CBS 226.95 is the source of this 697-nucleotide messenger RNA. RefSeq lists its product as hypothetical. The record is from RefSeq and is a predicted model, not a curated record. Bases 193 to 666 code for a protein of 157 amino acids. The transcript has a single exon. Lineage: Eukaryota; Fungi; Ascomycota; Sordariomycetes; Hypocreales; Hypocreaceae.
AGACUGACGACGAUGACAAUGACGCACGUUACUCAUGCUGCUUCUUCUUCUCCAUCUUUUCCGGCUUCUUCGCUUCUUCGUCGUCUUCUGCAAAUGCCUGACUCUUUGCUUGUCUCGCGGCCAAUGGCGGGGGAAAACAGCCAAAGAGGAGCAGCAAGCAGCGUUGAGGGUGUCGUCACGCCGGCUUAGCCCAUGGCUGUGUGUACUAUGUACGAGAACCUGUACCCGAGCACGCGCGCUGAUUGGCCGAGCCCGGGCAAGAAUAGCCUGGCAUCCCCUGCAUCUAAAAAGGCACAACACACCUCCAUGACGCCCCUGAGCCUGAACGGGAUGUACAAGUACUUACCAGCUAUUCCAAGAACAGGGGAGGCCUUUUUCUCUUCCUCACUUGUUAUUUUUUUGCCGCCCUCGAUGGGGCAGGGGUUGGGCAGCUGUUGGGCUGGGCGGACCAGUCAGAGGCCACGACGCGAAAUGCCACAGCCGUGUUGGUGCGAGUAUCUGGUACCUGCUCUUGAUCUUCGGGGAGGUACAUGUGCCCGUACCUCUGACUUUGCUGGAGCCGUCUCGUUGUGUCUCCAUUCUUGGGCGCUUGUCACGCGGCACAUUUUUGGCGACUCACUCGCUCACCGGCAGAGUCAGUUCAGUUUAGGAUGUACGUACUCGUAGGGAGAGGGGGGAAAGAUUAAGCAUGAAUGUG